Messenger RNA from Zea mays, 1124 nucleotides. RefSeq lists its product as uncharacterized. The transcript is spliced from 6 exons. The coding region runs from base 220 to 801 and encodes 193 amino acids. Gene Ontology annotation, biological process: regulation of circadian rhythm; response to cold. The record is from RefSeq and is a predicted model, not a curated record. Lineage: Eukaryota; Viridiplantae; Streptophyta; Magnoliopsida; Poales; Poaceae.
CACGUGGAAAAGCGCCCAUGCCACGCUGGAUAAAAAGGGUGUCCGGCCAACACCCUUUUCUGUCCGUUCCCCUCUCCGUCGCCAACCCAGUAACGGCCCGCUUGGCGUGCGUCGCCGUCCACCGCCGCGACCUCGAGGUGUAGGGCCGGGUUGCUGACCGCAUCGCCCGGCGUGUCGCUCGGCGUCGGUUCGGGCAGGCCGCGGCCGCGCGCGUGAUCGAUGGGGAAGAGACCGCCGACCGAUCCGAAGCGCUUCGGGGAUACGUCGAAUGCAGGUUCAUCGUCUGGAUGGACCGAUGAGAAGCACAUGCUCUACAUUACCUUUUUGGAGGAAUCAUUUGUUAACCAAUUGUACAGUAGUAAGGGGGAAAUGAAUUCGGCAGAAUCAUUCUAUGCAACUCCAGGUGCAUGGCAAAAAUCUUCUUAUAGUGGAAAUGGUAGAAACACAAAAUAUGAUGAGGGACAUGGAUAUUGGGGGACUGUCGAGGUUGACGGAGAUGGAGCUGAUUAUAUGGAUGAUGAUGCAUCAACUAAUGGUCCAAGACAAGAGAGAGAUACUAGUUACCAUGCAAGGCAAAGGAAUUCCAGGGGGUCAGCUGCUUUCCGUUUGCGCCAGCAUGGGCAUUCGUUUUCUUGGAGAGAAUCAUCAGACCAGAACUUCUUGGAUGGGGAGACUCAAGGUAGCAAGGAACAAGGAAGAGGGUCUAGCAAAAACCAGCAAAAGCAUGCUGAUACGACCAAGGUUUACGCUAGCAGCUCUUUUGUGAUUCAGGAGAUCAGUCAUCCUCAUGGGGAAGCUUAGGGGCCAAUGGGAUUGGUUCAUGCAAGCUAAUAAGUUUGUAAGAAUAGCAGUGAUGGAGGUGGGCAGAUGUAUAUAAAUCUGUUCAUUCAUCUCCAGAUAGCCAAAAGAUAGGUGUUUCCUGUUGGUAGUGUAUCUAUUAGGAAUGUCGUAGAUUGCUAAUGACUUCCUGUAAAAUCGUCCAGGAAGGUUUCAGAUAUUGAGGUGGACCAGCUGGGUAACUGUUGUUGUGUCCCGUAAUGUACAAGUACAGAUGUCUGCAAUGUUCAUUUGACUUGUUGACAAAAUGGAAUUUUAUGAUAUUUGAAACCCCGUGCCUUUGAACA